This is a messenger RNA of Propithecus coquereli (Coquerel's sifaka), 2251 nucleotides long. RefSeq names its product ArfGAP with dual PH domains 1 (gene ADAP1). The transcript is spliced from 11 exons. The record is from RefSeq and is a predicted model, not a curated record. Gene Ontology annotation, cellular component: plasma membrane; intracellular membrane-bounded organelle. Gene Ontology annotation, molecular function: GTPase activator activity; phosphatidylinositol bisphosphate binding. Gene Ontology annotation, biological process: positive regulation of GTPase activity. NCBI's taxonomy places the organism in Eukaryota, Metazoa, Chordata, Mammalia, Primates, Indriidae. The coding region runs from base 26 to 1150 and encodes 374 amino acids.
CGGCGGCGGCGCGGGGACAGCGGCCAUGGCCGGGGAGCGGCGCGGGGCCGUCCUGGAGCUGCUGCGGCGGCCGGGGAACAUGCGCUGCGCCGACUGCGGCGCCCCGGAUCCAGACUGGGCUUCCUACACCCUGGGCGUGUUCAUCUGCCUCAGCUGUUCCGGAAUCCACCGGAACAUCCCCCAGGUCAGCAAGGUGAAAUCAGUCCGUCUGGACGCCUGGGAGGAGGCCCAAGUAGAGUUCAUGGCCUCCCACGGGAAUGAUGCUGCAAGAGCCACAUUCGAGUCCAAAGUGCCCUCCUUCUACUACCGGCCCACGUUUUCCGACUGCCAAGUCCUGCGAGAGCAGUGGGUCCGUGCCAAGUACGAGCGGAGGGAGUUCGUCCACCUGGAGAAGCAGGAGCCCUACUCGGCAGGGUACCGCGAGGGCUUUCUCUGGAAGCGAGGCCGGGACAACGGGCAGUUUCUAAGCCGCAAGUUCGUGCUGACGGAGCGAGAGGGGGCCCUGAAGUAUUUCAACAGGAGUGACGCCAAGGAGCCCAAGGCCAUCAUGAAGAUAGAGCAUCUAAAUGCGACCUUCCAGCCAGCCAAGAUCGGCCACCCCCACGGCCUGCAGGUCACCUAUCUGAAGGACAACAGCACCCGGAACAUCUUUGUCUACCAUGAGGAUGGGAAGGAAAUCGUGGACUGGUUCAACGCGCUCCGAGCUGCCCGCUUCCACUACCUGCAGGUGGCGUUCCCUGGGGCAAGCGAUGCAGACCUGGUGCCGAAGCUCUCCAGGAACUACCUGAAGGAAGGCUACAUGGAGAAGACAGGGCCCAAGCAAACAGAAGGCUUCCGGAAGCGCUGGUUCACCAUGGAUGACCGGAGGCUGAUGUACUUCAAAGACCCCCUGGAUGCCUUCGCCCGAGGGGAAGUCUUCAUUGGCAGCAAGGAGAGUGGCUACAAGGUGCUGGAUGGGCUCCCGCCGUCCACCCAGGGCUACCACUGGCCGCAUGGCAUCACCAUCGUCACGCCCGACCGCAAGUUCCUGUUCACCUGCGAGACGGAGUCGGACCAGCGGGAAUGGGUGGCAGCAUUUCAGAAGGUGGUGGACAGGCCCAUGCUGCCCCAGGAGUAUGCAGUGGAAGCCCAUUUCAAGCACAAACCCUAGCAAGAGGCAGUCUGGAGGCCCAAGACACUGGACUCACUCAUGACAUGGCCAAGCCGACGAGGAAGCGGCCAGACCACAGGGGCAUCCUGCGGAGGCCAGCUGUCCUGGACCCCCUGCUCCUGGGGCAGCCCCGGGCAUGGCCAGGUAGGGCCUGGGCUAUAGUCACUAGGACCGUUUUCUCUGGAACCUCAUCACAGGACCUCCGACCCCUCAUGCUGCUGCGACCACACCUAGCCCCUGGGACCCCUGCCUGAGGGCCAGGCGGCCUCCCAGCUUGGGACAGUGCCCACAGGCCCCCCUAGGUCCCUGCCACCCGCCUUGCCUGAGGGAACUUCUAGGCCCCAGAGCGGGACCCCUGUGACCAUCCCAGGGCUGCUGUGGUCAGCGAGCGGUGGGGCUCGCAUGGCCGCUGGGAUUCUGGGACCUGCCACAUGCUGACCCUGCCCCGGGCCCUCCUCUCCCCUCCCCCUCAGCUAGUAUUUAUUGGGCCAGGGUCAAGGUGGGAGGUGCACAGCCCUUUCCUGUAAGGAGCUGACCCUGCAGGCGAUGCUGGGGCAGGUUUCCAGGCAGAGCGAAUGGUGCGCACAGGUCCUGGUGCCCCAGCAGCUGGAGCUUCCAUGCUCCUGGCCCAGAGGGGUGAGCCAGGCACUACUAGGCUGCUACAGCCGCCCCCUCGCUCGCUGGGCAUCUCUACCUGCCCAGCUUGGUGCUCGCUGACCAGCGACCCCUGCCCACCGGCCCUGACCUUGCAGCCUUUGAACCCUUUGAGGAGGAUGGCCUGAGCUGCUGAGAGGCCACCAGCGGCAGGUGGCAGUGCUGCUGGCGGCCAGUAGUCCAAGGCCUCGUAUUUAUUUCCCACCCGACCUCCUGUGCCGUGUCCCACAGUCCAGGACCUCGCUGGGCUCCCCGUGUAAGAGCCGUGCAGGACAGAUCCUGGCCGUCUGCGCAGUCCGGGUGGGGCGUGUAGGUGGGGACACCCCUGCGGUGACCUGGUGGCCCAGCCCCCCCAGCCCUGCCCAGCUGAGCUGUGCCCCAGGGGAGCCCUGGACAAGUGGGAGGGUUCCUAAGGCCGGGAUCCUGCCGCCCCCGUUGCAGCCUGGA